Messenger RNA from Fukomys damarensis (Damara mole-rat), 1367 nucleotides. Its product is annotated as shugoshin 1-like. Gene Ontology annotation, cellular component: chromosome, centromeric region. The record is from RefSeq and is a predicted model, not a curated record. Lineage: Eukaryota; Metazoa; Chordata; Mammalia; Rodentia; Bathyergidae.
GCAGCGGGAGACCCAAGACAGUGCCGCGGGCCUGGAGUACUGCAACGCAGGCUCCAGCAAGGCUGGACGGCUUUGCGGCGUCGUGGGGUGGGAUGUGAGGAAGAGGGCGACCGCUGCACAAGUACCGGCCAAGGCAGAAGAUGGCCAAGGAAAGGUGCCAGAAAAAGUCCUUUCAAGACAGCCUUGAAGACAUAAAGAAGCGAGCGAAAGAGAAAAGGAAUAAAAACUUGGCAGACAUUGGCAAACGCAGGGCCUUCGUACUUGCACCGUGCCAAGUGGUUACCAACUCGAAAAAUUACCAAGACAACAACAGAAUGUUAGUGUUAGAUUUGGAAAAUGAAAAAUCCAAAGUGAGAGAAGCCCAAGACAUCAUCCUACAGCUAAGAAAAGAAUGUUACUACUCUACAUGUCAGCUAUAUGCACUGAAAGGAAAACUUGCUUCACAACAAACAGAAAACACUGCUCAGAAGCCAUUGCCAGGGAGAUGGGAUGGGGAAGAGAAUGAGGAAAGCAAUGAACCAGGAAGCACGUCUCUCAGGAAUGGGCUCCCAGGGACGACAGCCCCAGAUUUAUUUGCAAAGGAUUUACCAGCAAAUACUUGGGUAUACUUGAAACUAGUUAGUUGGAAGGGCAGUCUUUUGAACUGGAAAGAAUCUGAUAUAUAUACUACGAAAAAAAGAAGAAAAAAAGAAAAGCUAACAGGAAAAUCUAAAUCUACAUCAAAGUAUAAAGGGAACAAAAGUGAAAAUUCUAUCAGUUCAAUACCUACAAUUUUAAUUUGUAAAAGAGUUUUCAUCUCACUCCUUUCUGACAAAACAACAACAACAACAACAACAAAACCCAACACUGAUUCUAAUAGAGAGGAAAACAACGUUAAGCCUGGAGUGAGCAUCCUUGAAUCCAGCAGUUCUGGAGACGAUUCUGAUGAUCUCUAUGUGCCCCACUGCAAGAACACUCAGAAUCUCACAAGCACAUCAGGGAGACGGGUCACCAGGCCUCAACCUAAAAGAGCGCUAAACUGCACAGAUGAACAAGAGAUGGAAGAUUCUAAGCCAACAAAAACUCCUACUAGUGUACCACCUAAGAUCCGCCCAUCACCUCCAUCACCUCACUGUAGCCUGAAGGACACCAACAAUGUUCCCUUGUUACCCGAAAUAAAAACCAGGAGACUUUGUCUUUCUCCAGAAAAGAAGAAAGAAAGCACAGCCAUGAGUCUGCCUAAGCGUAGGUGCCCAAGCAGCACGAAUUAUAAGGAGCCAACACCAGCUUCGAAGGUAAGAGACACUUUCACAGUUUUGUGUUUCUCGAAUUCUCCUAUUUUCAAGCAGAAAAAGAAUUCAAAGUGUUCUUUAAAAAGUAUGAAAUAA